AUGAAAGAGAAAAAACGUAGUGUAGCGAGUAUCAACGCGGUACGCUCGCGUUCGGCGUAUCCACCCCAGACAGAUAGACUUUGUAGUUCGUUUCAUAAUGCUUUCACGCUUACUAUGAACAAUCUAUGGAAAGUAGUGGCGCAGAAUGUUAGCGAUACUGAGUUUAAUAAAUUGGCUGAUAACGUUUUGAAAAAGAGUACAGAAAGAGUUCUGUACGCGCGUAACCGCGUCCUAGUUGGUUCAAAACCAGCGGUCGUUGGUGGUACGCCCAUUACAGAAGAAUUAGCUGUGGAUUUAAGAAUAACUGCCUUUGGAACAGCAUCAUGUCCACCAAGAGGCGAAUGGAUCCAUACUCCGCUUAUCAUGCGCCCCGCUGAACAGCCAUUAGGUUACGGUCUUUCUGCGCAACGUAACGGCACAAGGUCUCUUCUAUCUGGUCUCCAAGCUCACAUAAUAAAGUGGUUGCUGUUUGAUUCCCGCCCAGUCACUAAAGAUAAGAAAACUACGGAGCCUCCAGACAGUUAUUUACGUCCCUCCGAGGAGAGACAAGAGGAGGCCCUCUGGCGUGGGUGCAGCGAAGUUAUAUGGCGUUGCGCGGCAGGUUCUGGCGCGGCCGAGCCUCGGGCCGUGGUCGCCUUGCCAACAGAUAACACCUAUGUCCAACAUAGCUCGAGUUAUUAUCAAGAUGGAAUCACUGAAAAGUUUCAGUCGGAGGACGGCUCAGGUGCUCUACUGUUGUUGUACGCUGUAAUUCUAUCACGAGGCUGUGAAAAUAUAAGGAAGGAUCUGGACGGUAAGCUGAACUACCUGGUCUCCACUCAAGUGGAGGGCUCUUUGAACGUGACGACGUUGUUGUUGACUGGACGUGCGACGCCGUAUUUACAUAAUGGAGUGCAAUAUGUUGGCGACGAGGACCAUUAUGCUAUGCCCCAAUUCGGAGUGCUAUCCCGAAGUCCGGUGGGUCUCCUCGUCUGGUAUGGAAAUGAGGAAAAUGCAACUAGCCACGUAUCGAAGCAGUACCCUGGUUCGAGGUUGAAGACACCAGCUCUACCAAUCUGGGUGACAAGUUGCUCAGGUCAUUUUGGGGUACUCUUCAACACAAAUCGAGAAUUACUCAGAAACUAUCACGCUGAAAGAAGAUUCGAUAUCCACUACUAUACGUGUGGAGGCUGUCAUGUGCUUCUAAACGUAGACACCAGGGCUCAUGAGGAUGCUGGGACGUUGCGAAAUGACGACAUCAGCGCCACUCCACUUGAAAAACUCAUUCAUACAAAAUGGCAAGAUGCGAAAAUCACCUGGACUGGGGCUGUACCUUACACAACUGAUUCACCAAUGUAA
Leptosia nina is the source of this 1338-nucleotide messenger RNA. The record is from the annotation of a GenBank genome assembly. NCBI's taxonomy places the organism in Eukaryota, Metazoa, Arthropoda, Insecta, Lepidoptera, Pieridae.